UCGUCUUCCCCAAUUUUAAACUGACUAGUUUCAGGACCAUCUAUCUCUCUCUAGCUCUCUCUCUCUAGUUCUUGAUAUAAUACUACUGCACAAGUGUGAAAUCAUAAAUUUGUUGAAGAUGAGAGGGUAUAAAAGGAGGAUAGAGAUGGAUCCAAAGAGGGCACUCAUGCAGCAAGCAUAAGGAGGCCAAGCCUCUCGAAGCCCUAAGCUUAUGGACUCCAUCUUCCUACUUGAUGAAGGAGGCCGCGCCAGUUUUCUCCACCACAUAAUGCAAUCUUUUGGCUGCACCUAUAUUUGCAUGCGAUCAUACUUGCCCCAACCAUCUAACGUUUUGUUCUUAAUGGGUGGAUUCUAUCAUGAAGGAAACAACCAACCAAAUUCCUUCGACGAAUACAAGCACACCAUUAUCCCCGUUGAAAAUGACCGUGUUCCGGGAUUAGCUUUUAAAAAUAGUUUUCCCUACUUGGAGCUGAAGGACUCAGACCUUCAAAGGUUAGCAUCUGUAGAUGCACAAUUGCGAUUCUAUCAGGAAGCCAAAAUUAAGACUGCAAUAUUUAUGGGGUGCAAGCUUGGAGAAAUCGAGCUAGGCUUCUCUAAUGAACCUCAGGGUUUUCAGCCUAACUUGAAGAUGGAGAUCAUGAACUGGUUUCCGGAAGAUUUCUUACAACAAACACCGGCUGCAGAGCUUCCCGCCUUCCCAGUUGAUCAGAACAGGCCUUCAUCAUCUUCAUCGUCGUUGAGAUCGCUAUCCUUUGAAAGCCCCGAGUGCUCACCUCUACUAUUCAACAUUCCAAGCACUUCCUACACUAAUCCAGAAGUAAUCCCAUUAGAAGGUCCUCCUUUUGUUCAACCAUUGAGACCAUCAUCAACCACAAGUGCUAUGCUACUACAACCAUUGAUACCAUCAUCAUCAGCCACACCUAUUCCAUUCCAACAAGCCAUUCUAACCUUGAGCCAAAUCCGAAACAUUCAAUUCCCAACAAUAGAGAGCGAAAAUGCAGCAAUGACACAAGCCAUUCUCACAGUUUUAUCUUCUCCUUCUUCUUCUUCUUCAUCACAUCAACCCCCACAACAAAACUUACCUCCCAAUUACCAAAUAAGCCAAAAGGCCAGCGCAUUCAAGCAUUAUAGAUCGGCUUUAGCCCCCUCGACCCAAUUAUCAGCCAGAGUUCGAAGAAAAAAUCUGCAUAAACGAGCCAUCUCCUUCUUUAGAAGCUUAAAUUCAAUGCGACCCCAAGAAAAUGUGAGGGCAAGUAACCCUACGAGCACUCAGUUGCAUCAUAUGAUGUCUGAGCGAAGGAGGCGUGAAAAACUUAAUGAAAGCUUCCAAACAUUGAGAUCACUACUUCCUCCAGGAUCCAAGAAAGACAAGGCCUCAGUGCUUACAAGCACAACGGAGUAUAUGAGCUCUUUGAAAGCUCAAGUUGCAGAGCUUACUCAACGAAACCAGUUGUUGGAGGCGCAACUUUUGGCUCCAAGAGAUGCUAAUUACAAUAGAGGAGUAGUGAUCAGGGGCUCAUCAUCCAACCAAAGACUCGAGGUUCGGAUAACCAAUGUAGCUGAAUCAACAUCAGAAGCAAGAAUGGUAGACUUGCAAGUGAUUGUAAGAGGAGAAUGUAGUUUGUUGGAUCUGGCAGUUCGCAUACUCGAGUUCUUGAAACAGGUUAACAAUGUAAGCUUAAUGUCUGUAGAAGCCGAAGCACAGAUAGUAGAAUCAAAUCCUGUCAAUCAGGCAACGUUCAGAUUGAGAAUUGAGAAUGGUGAAUGGGACGAGUCUGCCUUCCAAGAAGCAGUGAGACGAGUUGUUGGUGACUUGGCACAGUGACUAAUACCCCAAUCCCGCCAUCAGCCAUUACGUGUCAAUGUGUCAUACACAUAGUUGAGAGAAAUUACAAUCUGCGGCGGCACCCCACUGUAGUUCAUGGUGGUUUUCCCAAUUUUGUUAUACAUCAUACAACAUGUUGUGUUCGUUUGCCCAAUUUUGAUAGCAUGUAUAUGCAAAAGCAAUAUUGUAUACUUAGAUACACAUAAAUAAUGUUACCAAAAAAAAAAAAUGGUAGGUAUUUUUGUGUGUGAUCGGUUCCAUUCAACAAAACUCUUCUCAGUAUUAAUUUAGGAGCCGCUCAAUUUAAUUUGGAGUCUUAGGCAAAAAAUAAAAAAUAGUUUUUUUUUUUUUUUCCUGAAUAAAAAAAAAAAUAACUUUUUCAACAAUAUUAAUAAAAUUAGUCACAACUC
This is a messenger RNA of Cornus florida, 2235 nucleotides long. RefSeq names its product putative transcription factor bHLH041. Bases 212 to 1825 code for a protein of 537 amino acids. The record is from RefSeq and is a predicted model, not a curated record. The transcript is spliced from 8 exons. NCBI's taxonomy places the organism in Eukaryota, Viridiplantae, Streptophyta, Magnoliopsida, Cornales, Cornaceae. Gene Ontology annotation, molecular function: protein dimerization activity.